Molecule: messenger RNA, 1633 nt
Organism: Gymnogyps californianus (California condor)
Lineage: Eukaryota; Metazoa; Chordata; Aves; Accipitriformes; Cathartidae
Gene: TMEM130
Product: transmembrane protein 130
Exons: 8
Coding region: 11-1273 (420 amino acids)
Source: RefSeq, a predicted model, not a curated record
CGCCCCGAGCAUGCUGCGGCUGACCUGCGUGGUGCUGCUGCUCGGCCGCGCCGCACCGGCGGCAGAGGAGUAUGGUCUGGAAAUAACCAACAAUGGUCCCAUCACAACGGGAGCUCAAGCUACGGUUCACGCCAGUCUAAGUAUGAAGAAUGACAGUGUCGCAUCAAACUUGUAUCACUUUAACUGGAUUUAUGCUCCUCUGAUUCUGAUAGAGAAAUCCGAGCAGCGGUUUAACUCCAUAAUUAAUGUGACUGGUGAAUUUCCUGGGACUUUUCCUGUAUCUGUCUGGGUGACUCAUAGAAACUGUUGGUUAUGUCGGCCGGUUGCUAGAAAUGUCACCGUGCUUCAGAUUACAGAAUUUAUCACAGGGAAUCUUACCAUUGCCCAGAUAGAAGACAGUAGAUUUAUCACACGUGGUUCUAGUUCCUCCACGGGCGCCGUGACCCGGAUUUCUUUCUGUCUUCAUGACCCAAGUCAUUACUUCAAGUCAGCAUCAUUUGUCUACAACUGGGAUUUCGGAGAUGGAGUUUAUCAGAUUACCAAGGAACCCUUCGUUUACUAUAACUGCUCUACCAUGGGGAAUCGCACAGUGCAUCUGAAAGUCAUAGCUGAAUGGGAGCAAAUUGGAAGCAUCGUACAUGAAAGAGAAAUGGUGCAGAAAACUGGUGAUUUUACCACUGCUCUGGAGCUGCUAGAUGCUGUUAAAAGUAUUAAUGUAGUGGGCUCCAGAGAGACUCACGUAAUGGAAAACUUGAGUUUAUCUCUUCAUAUCAAUGGCACCCCGCCACUAGCAUUAUGCUGGCUUAUAAAGGCUGAGUGCAUUCCACUUGAAGAUGAAAAAUGCCAUCUGGUGGUGAUUAAUGGCUCCUGCUACAAUCUCAGCCAUACCUUCAGUGAUGCUGGACAGUAUUGCCUCAGCAUCAGAGUGGAGAACGGUGUGACGAUGCUGCAGACAUACCAUGAAAUAAAAGUGUGGCCAACAGGGAUCCACCCGGCUUUCUUUGUCUUGCUCUGCAUUGCUCUGGUUUCGGUGAUGCUAGGACUGGUGCUGUACACGACCUUUCGAAGCAACACACAACAAAAAGAUCUCGUGGAGGUAGCUGACUUUGACUUUUCUCCACUGUCGGAUAAAAGCCUGUCUUCUCAUUCGGACUCAGGCUGUGGCCAAAUAUGUUGCAGAUCAUGUUUUCUUCAGUCAUCUCAAGAAGCUGCCAGGGAAAGUCAUGAACUUCUGCAUUCUUUUUACAAGCCAGUCAAAAUGUACACAGUAUGAAGAACACAAUUGCACUUUGGUUACACUAACUGCCAAGUUUAACUUUCUCACUUAUGAUGAGUUAAAAGCCCAGUGCUGCAUGAAUGGUUUGGUUUUGCCAAUGCAAUGAAGUUAACUGCUUUAAGUCCAGCACUUGAGCGUUUCAUUCUCUGAACUAAAAAAGAGCAAGCCCUGAAACACAGUAAAAGUAGCUUUGUAUUUUUAAAUUACACGGGUGUAUACAUUUACAGCUGUAAAUGCAGCAUUUUAUUCUUAUGAAAGAUUGUUUUAUGUGCAGGUUUGCUAAACUCACUACCUCUUGUAAUUUUUCUGUUCCUUCUGCUGUCUGUUUCAAAGAAGAAAAUGCUUAAGACAAACAUA